AUGCGCAUGGGCCUGGGGAUCGUCACGCUACGCGAAACCAGUCGGACAGAGAAAGUCGAGAACAUACACAGGACAGGUCCUCCGCCACCGGGGUCAUUCGAGAGGCGCCUUUAUAACCAGCUGGUCAAGAACUACAACCCCCUGGAGAGGCCCGUGGCCAACGACACGCAGCCGCUCACCGUCUACUUCUCCCUGAGCCUCCUGCAGAUCAUGGACGUGGAUGAGAAGAACCAAGUUCUGACCACCAACAUUUGGCUGCAGAUGUCCUGGACAGAUCACUACCUGCAGUGGAACGUGUCGGAGUACCCGGGCGUGAAGACCGUGCGCUUCCCCGACGGCCAGAUCUGGAAGCCAGACAUCCUUCUCUACAACAGUGCCGACGAGAGAUUCGACGCCACCUUCCACACGAACGUGCUGGUGAACUCCUCCGGGCAUUGCCAGUACCUCCCCCCAGGCAUUUUCAAGAGCUCCUGCUCCAUCGACGUCCGCUGGUUCCCCUUCGACGUGCAGCAUUGCAAGCUCAAGUUCGGGUCCUGGUCGUACGGAGGGUGGUCCCUGGACCUGCAGAUGCAGGAGGCGGACACCAGCGGCUACAUCACCAACGGCGAGUGGGACCUCAUGGGGGUCCCCGGCAAGCGGAGCGAGAAUUUCUACGAGUGCUGCCAAGAGCCAUACCCGGACGUCACCUUCACGGUGACCAUUCGCCGCAGGACGCUGUACUAUGGCCUCAACCUGCUCGUGCCCUGUGUGCUCAUCUCUGCUCUGGCCCUCCUGGUCUUCCUGCUGCCUGCGGACUCCGGGGAGAAGAUCUCCCUCGGGAUAACGGUCCUGCUGUCCCUCACCGUCUUCAUGCUGCUGGUGGCCGAGAUCAUGCCUGCGACAUCCGACUCGGUGCCCCUGAUCGCCCAGUACUUCGCCAGCACCAUGCUCAUCGUGGGCCUGUCCGUGGUCGUCACCGUCAUCGUGCUCCAGUAUCACCACCACGACCCCGACGGCGGCAAGAUGCCCAAGUGGACCAGAGUCAUCCUCCUGAACUGGUGCGCCUGGUUCCUGCGCAUGAAGCGGCCGGGGGAGGACCGCAAACCGUCUUCCGAAGUGGCUGAGCCAUUUCGCGUUCCCAGCGGCGGUGACCGGGAGAGCCGGUGGCUCCGGACGCCCCGCGCCGGGCGGUGUGGCAUCCGGAUUUCGGCCAUCGGGCAGGCAGGCCCGUCUGAACGCCAGCACCUCUGCAUGCCCAGGUGUGCCGGCUUCCACAGGCAGCAUCCAGGUACUGGCCUUCGAGACCGUGUCGAGAAGGAGCAUGUAGAAAGGAGGUGGCUACGGGACUCUCGUGAUUCUGAGACCCACCCCACCCAGCCCAGCCCAAAAAUCAAUGACGUGUCUGGCCACAAAGAAAAGCUUUACCGCUUUCUGAAACGGAAAGGUCAGAAUCUAAGAUGUUCUUACAAGAAGUCAGACAACAAGGGAGCCAAAACCAAGAAAAAUGAGGAAUUCGAAGCCCCUGACACCUACACCUGCAGCAAGCAGUAG
Pteropus alecto (black flying fox) is the source of this 1530-nucleotide messenger RNA. Its product is annotated as neuronal acetylcholine receptor subunit alpha-7. Gene Ontology annotation, cellular component: neuron projection; synapse; postsynaptic membrane. Gene Ontology annotation, molecular function: transmembrane signaling receptor activity; acetylcholine-gated monoatomic cation-selective channel activity. The coding region runs from base 1 to 1530 and encodes 509 amino acids. Gene Ontology annotation, biological process: chemical synaptic transmission; regulation of membrane potential; signal transduction. The transcript is spliced from 15 exons. The record is from RefSeq and is a predicted model, not a curated record. Lineage: Eukaryota; Metazoa; Chordata; Mammalia; Chiroptera; Pteropodidae.